AAAUGUCCCAUGCAGGAAAAAGAAAGGGCCUUAAACAUGGCAGUAGAUGCUUUCUGUAGACUAGUGAAGCAGCAACCUAAUGUAGCACAGUUAGAGACUAAGUUAGUUGAAGCACAUAUUUUUUCUUUUGUUGUUGGGAGAGCCUUUGUAACCGAUGUAGAAAAGCUGAGAAUGUACAGCAGGGGAAGAUGUUUGGAUGUUGAUAAGGUUGUUAGCUUCUUUUCUGAAGUCACAAAGGAUGGUAUCAGCUCAGGUUCAAAUUUAUUGUAUUCUAUAGAAGUUCUUGUUUCAGGGCCAGUUGAUAAACAAUCUUUGUUGGAUUCUGGCAUUUUUUGCUGCCUUAUUCAUAUACUGAACGCUCUUCUGAAUCCUGACGAGUCCAAUCAAACACAAUCUGCAUUUGCACUAGAAGAAUCAAUUCCAAAUGAGGAAAGUAAUACUGGAGAUACAGUGCAAGCAAGGCGCCUUGAGGUGGAGGGAAGCAUAGUACACAUUAUGAAGGCAUUAGCAAGCCAUCCUUCAGCGGCACCAAGUUUAACUGAAGAUGAUUCACUUGAACUUCUUUUUAAUAUGGUAGCAAAUGGUUCUCUGAAAGUGUUUUACCAAUUUAAACAUGGUCUUGUUCCCUUGCAUACCAUCCAGCUUCAUCGACAUGCCAUGCAGAUACUUGGUCUUCUUCUUGUUAAUGAUAAUGGAAGCACAGCUAAAUAUAUACAGAGACAUCAUUUGAUCAAAAUCCUUUUAAUGGCUGUGAGAGAUUUCGAUCUGGAGAAAGGUGAUCCUUCUUACACAAUGGGCAUUGUUGACCUGCUACUUGAAUGUGUGGAAUUGUCAUAUAGACAUGAGGCUGGCCACAUCCGGCUUCGGGAAGACAUACAUAAUGCCCAUGGGUAUCAGUAUCUUGUUCAGUUUGCUUUAAAGCUGUCCAACACACAGAAGAAUCAGUUUGUUCAAUCUUUUAGCGAGAAACCUUCUGCUAGAGAUGAUUCUCAUGCAGACGAUCCUGAUGCAUCUAAUAGCUUGGAAAACCAUAAGUUAGUCAGUGGGGAUUCCUUUCCAGCACAUAUUUCUCCUGUAUUGUCCAGGUUACUUGAUGUUCUUGUUAAUCUGGCACAAACUGGUCCUGCAGAACCUGUUGCUUCUGUUGGUGGGAAAGCUUUGAGAGGGAAGGCUUCAGGGCAUAACAGAAGUCGAACACCUUCUGGUGAUAGGUUUGGUGAUGAGAUGUGGGAAAAGAGUAAUACUAUGGUAAAAGACCUGGAAGCCAUCCAAAUGCUGCAAGAUAUUUUUCUGAAAGUUGACAGUUUAGAGCUGCAGGCGGAGGUGUUAAAUAGAAUGUUUAAACUAUUUUCAAGUCAUCUGGAGAAUUACAGGAUAUGUCAACAGUUGCGAACUGUUCCCCUUUUCAUAUUGAAUAUGGCCGGAUUUCCUGUGUCAUUGCAGGAAAUAAUUCUGAAAAUAUUAGAAUAUGCUGUGACGGUAGUGAAUUGCAUUCCAGAACAAGAAUUGCUUUCACUUUGCUGCUUGUUGCAGCAGCCAAUUACUUCUAGUCUGAAGCACACCAUUCUUGCAUUUUUUGUGAAGCUUCUAUCAUUUGAUCAACAAUACAAGAAAGUCCUAAGGGAAGUUGGUGUUCUAGAGGUGCUAUUAGAUGAUCUUAAACAAAAUAAAUUCCUGUCUGGUGUGGAACAGAAAAAUAAGAUGGCUAGUCUAGAGUGGAAGUCUGGCUCAAACAGUUUUAAGAAACAUAUCGACAAUAAGGAUGCUAUUCUUUCUUCACCCAAAUUGGGGAGUCCUGUUGGGAAACAUCCAAUAUUUGAAGACGAAGGAACAAUUCCUGUAGCAUGGGAUUGCCUUUUUUCGUUAUUAAAGAAAGCUGAAGCGAACCAACAAUCUUUUCGAUCUUCUAACGGCGUGACCAUACUUCUUCCACUGUUGGCAUCAGAAAGCCAUCGUUCCGGGGUCCUGAGGUUGCUGUCAUGUCUGAUAAUAUGUUCCUACCUCUGACAGGCUCACCCGGAAGAAUUAGGGGCACUGAUUGAAAUUCUUAAGAGCGGAAUGGUUACAAGUGCAUCAGGAUCACAAUACAAACUUCAAGAUGAUGCAAAAUGUGACACUUUAGGGUCACUAUGGCGUAUUCUCGGGGCAAAUACUUCAUCACAGAGAGUUUUUGGAGAAGCAACUGGAUUUUCCCUUUUAUUGACAUGUUUACAUAAUAUCCAGAGUGGAACUGAAGGCCUUGAUCCUCAAUCUUGUUUAAUUGCUAAUAUCAAAUUAUUUAGUUAUCUAUUGCGUGUUGUGACAGCUGGAGUGUGCAAUAAUCCCAUUAACAGAUUGCGCCUGCAUGCAAUAAUGUCAUCACAAGCCUUCUAUGAUCUUCUUUGUGAGUCCGGUUUUCUCUGUGUGGACUGCGAGAAGCAAGUUAUUCAGUUGUUUUUGGAGCUAGCACUUGAAAUUGUUGUUUCUCCAUCAAGCGUGGUGCAAGGAAGUGUUUCAUUAUCUGAUACUUUUGAGGAUGAGUCAAGUUUUCUUUCUAGUGCACCACUUGGAGCAUUGAAGCCUGAAAGGGAGCGGGUGUAUAAUGCUAGUUCUGUUGGAGUAUUGAUCCGCUCCUUACUACUCUUUACUCCAAAAGUGCAGCUAGAUCUAUUGAAGUUCAUUGAGAAACUUGUACAUGGUGGCCCCUUCAAUCAGGAAAACCUAACUUCUGUAGGUUGCAUUGGACUACUCCUGGAGACAAUUAACCCAUUUUUGGCUGGUUCAUCUCCAUUGCUCGUGCAUGCUUUGCGUAUCGUGGAGGUUCUUGGUGCUUACAGGCUUUCGUCUUCAGAGCUUCGACUACUUGUAAGAUACAUUCUUCAGAUGAAAGCAAAAAGUUCAGGACAUCUUCUUGUUGAUAUGAUGGAGAACUUAAUUCAAAUGGAAGACAUGCGUUCAGAGAAUGUUGCACUGGCUCCUUUUAUCGAGAUGGACAUGAGCAGAAUUGGUCAUGCUUCUGUUCAGGUAUCCUUAGGGGAAAGAACGUGGCCUCCUGUGGCUGGGUACUCCUUUGUUUGUUGGUUUCAGUAUCACAAUUUCUUAAAAAAUCAAGCUAAAGAGUCAGAAUCCCUGAAGACUGUAUCUUCCAGAAGGUCGACCUCCAGCGGACAUGUGUUGCGUAUAUUUUCGGUUGGAGCAGUUGAUGAUCCAAACACGUUGUAUGCUGAAAUUUAUCUGCAGGACAAUGGUGUCAUAACCCUUUCAACAAGUAACAAUUCUUCUUUGUCAUUUCCUAGUAUAGAAAUGGAGGAAGGAAGGUGGCAUCAUCUUGCUGUUGUUCACAGCAAACCUAAUGCAUUAGCUGGACUCUUCCAAGCCAGUGUAGCAUAUGUUUAUGUUAAUGGAAAGUUAAGGCACACAGGAAAGCUAGGUUAUUCUCCUUCUCCAGUUGGCAAGUCGCUGCAAGUUACUCUAGGUACACCAGUUACACGUGCAAAAAUCACUGACUUGUCAUGGAGGGUACGCUGUUGCUAUCUUUUUGAGGAGGUACUCACGUCCGGAAGCAUUUGUUUCAUGUAUAUCCUUGGUCGAGGAUAUAGAGGGCUAUUUCAAGAUACAGAUCUUCUGAGAUUUGUUCCAAACCAGGCUUGUGGUGGUGGGAGUAUGGCAAUCUUAGAUUCAUUGGAUGUUGAAUCAUCUGUGGUGUCAAAUCCACAGAGAUCUGAUAUUAGUGGUAAACAAGGGAUUCCCAAGGUAGAUGGCAGUGGGAUUGUUUGGGAUUUGGAAAGAUUGUCCAGCCUCUCUUUGCAGCUAUGUGGAAAGAAGCUCAUUUUUGCAUUUGACGGGACAUCCUCUGAAGCAUUUAGGUCAUCCGGCACGUUAUCUAUGCUCAAUCUUGUAGAUCCUCUGUCAGCGGCUGCAUCCCCCAUUGGUGGUAUCCCCCGUUUUGGCCGUCUUAAUGGAGAUAUUUAUAUCUGCAACCAGCGUGUUAUUGGAGACAGUAUACGCACAGUUGGUGGGAUGGCUGUUGUUCUUGCUCUUGUUGAGGCUGCUGAAACUCGUGAUAUGCUGCAGAUGGCAUUGGAGUUACUUGCUUGCGCAUUAGAUCAGAGUCCUCACAAUGUGAUGCAAAUGCAAGCAUUACGAGGUUACCAUUUGCUUGCACUCUUUCUGCAUCGUCGGAUGUCAUUGUUUGAUAUGAAGUCACUUGAGACUUUCUUCCAGAUUGCUGCAUGCGAGGCCUCUUUUUCUGAACCACAAAAAUUGCAAAUAAGCAGAUCUGUAGCUUUCUCUUCCGGAACUUCCCCUGAAGCUAGCUUUGAGGAUCUUUCGUUGGCAAAAUUUCCGGAUGAAAAUUUCUCCGCUGGAUCACAUGGAGAUAUGGAUGAUUUCUCAAUACAGAAGGAUUCAUUCAGUCAUCUUUCAGAGCUUGAGAAUACAGAAGUCACAGAAGAAAAUCCAAGCUGCAUUGUUCUUUCAAAUGCAGAUAUGGUUGAGCAUGUCCUGUUGGACUGGACAUUGUGGGUUACAGCUCCUGUUUCAAUUCAAAUUGCAUUACUUGGCUUUCUUGAGAGGAUGGUAUCCAUGCAUUGGUACAGGAAUCAUAAUCUGACCAUCUUACGUCGGAUAAACCUAGUUCAGCAUUUGCUAGUGACUCUACAACGCGGGGAUGUGGAAGUUCCUGUCUUAGAAAAGUUGGUAGUGUUGCUUGGUGUUAUCCUGGAGGAUGGUUUUUUAGUUUCUGAGUUAGAACUUGUUGUCAGGUUUGUAGUUAUGACAUUUGAUCCUCCUGAACUGAUAAAUCGUUCUCAAAUUGUUCGUGAGACAAUGGGAAAACAUGUAAUUGUAAGAAACAUGUUACUAGAGAUGCUUAUUGACCUACAGGUGACUAUAAAGUCUGAUGAGUUGCUUGAGCAAUGGCAUAAAAUUGUUUCUUCCAAGCUGAUCACAUAUUUUCUUGAUGAAGCCGUGCAUCCAACCAGUAUGAGAUGGGUCAUGACUCUUCUUGGAGUCUGCCUUGCUUCUUCGCCAACAUUUGUUAGCAAAUUCCGCGUUAGUGGAGGUUACCAGGGGCUGAUAAGGGUGCUUCCAAGCUUUUACGAUUCUCCAGAAAUAUACUACAUCCUUUUCUGUCUGAUGUUUGGGAAAGCUGUCUAUCCAAGGGUGCCUGAGGUUCGGAUGCUGGACUUUCAUGCCCUUGUGCCCAAUGAUGGAAAUUGCGGGGAGUUGAAAUUUGCGGAGCUAAUAGAAUCUGUGGUUGCUAUGGCUAAGAAUACAUUUGAUAGAUUGAGCAUGCAAGCAAUGCUCGCCUACCAAAAUGCUAAUCCUUCCCACCUCAAUGGUAGCUUAAUGGCAGAACUUGCAGAAGAAACAGCAGACGUGGUAGGGGAUCUUCAGGGUGAAGCUCUGAUGCAUAAAACUUAUGCAGCACGGUUAAUGGGCGGGGAAGCAGCAGCACCUGCUGCAGUCACCUCAAUAUUACGGUUUAUGGUUGACUUGGCAAAAAUGUCGCCCCCAUUCUCUGCAGCGUGCAGGCGAACAGAGUUUCUGGAAAGCUGCGUGGAUCUUUAUUUUUCAUGUGUCAGGGCUAAUUUGGGGUUGAAAAGGGCAAAAGACCUCUCACCUGCAGUUCCAGAUGAGAGGAACUUGAAUGAUGUUGAUGACAAUAAAAGCUCGCAAACUGCAUUUUCUUGUAUUCCCCAGGAGCAGGAACAGUCUGUCCAAACUUCAGUAAGUGUUGGAAGUUUCCCUCAAGAGCAGAAAAGUACUAGUUCAGAAGAUAUCGUAGCGCAGACAAGCUAUAUUUUGGGUAAUAAUGGUGUGAAAGAAAUAGCUUUACCUCUCCAAGCAUCUAGCGAGACAUUGGUAGAAGAAAAUGGCCAAGUUGCUCAAAAUUCUGAGGAGCAAAGUCUUGGCUUGAUGUCAGUUACUUCUGAUAAAUCUGAACAAAAAAUUCAUACUUCCAAUGGGAUACCAGAUUUCAACCAAACAACGGAUUCGAUUAGUUCUUCCACGAUGAAUAUUCCCACUUCUCCUGUUUUCUCUGAGAAAUCGAAUUCAAAAAUAUCAGUGACACCAAGUGCAUCCCCCGUACUUGCAUUGACAUCUUGGCUCGGUAGCACUGGAAAUAAUAAUGAUGCAAAGGUACAGUCAACUCCUUCCAUGGGUUCUUCAAUGUCUAUGAAUGAUUUUGAUGCAUCGCCUGAUUUAAGAGCAAGUUUCCAAGGAACAGCUUCCUCAAAUGUAAUCUUCCCAGUUACUCCAAGCCUAUUGCUUGACAUUGAUGAUUCAGGAUAUGGAGGUGGUCCUUGUUCUGCUGCAGCUACUGCUGUUUUGGAUUUCAUUGCGGAAGUUCUCGCUGAUAUUAUCUUGGAACAAUUAAAAGCAACCCAAAUAGUGGAGAGCAUUCUAGAGACUGUUCCACUGUAUGUGGAUUCGGAAUCUACUUUAGUCUUCCAGGGUUUGUGUUUAAGUAGAUUGAUGAACUUUCUGGAAAGGCGUCUUCUGCGUGAUGAUGAGGAAGAUGAGAAAAAAUUCGACAAGAGUCGUUGGUCCUUAAACUUAGAGAGUCUAUGUUGGAUGAUUGUAGAUCGGGUAUAUAUGGGUUCCUUCCCUCAGCCAAUUGGAGUGUUAAGAACAUUAGAGUUUCUCUUGUCUAUGUUACAACUUGCUAACAAAGAUGGCCGUGUUGAAGAAGCAGCAGCUUGUGGGAAAGGACUUUUAUCCAUCACAAGGGGAAGCAAGCAACUUGAGUCAUAUGUUCACGCCAUUCUGAAAAAUACCAAUCGCAUGAUCAUGUACUGUUUCCUGCCUUCAUUCCUGGUGUCUAUUGGAGAGGCAGACUUUGUUUCUGGUUUGGGCUUUCAGAUUGAGGGUGAGAAGGGAUCGGUACCGAAAAUAUCACAGGAUGAGUCUGCUAUUGAUAUUUGCACAAUUUUGCAGCUAAUAGUUGCUAACAAGCGACUUAUACUCUGCCCGAGCAAUAUUGAUACCGACUUUGUUUGCUGUCUCUGUAUAAAUCUGAUCUCUCUUCUCACUGAUAAUAGACAGUAUGCUCGAAACAUAGCAGUAGAUAUUAUCAAGCAUCUUCUAUUGCAUCGGCGGCCAGCACUUGAAGACUUGCUUGUCUCUAAACCAAAUCAAGGCCCAAGUCUGGAUGUUCUUCAUGGGGGUUUUGAUAGAUUAUUGACAGGAAAUCCUUCUGCUUUCUUUGAAUGGUUUCAGAAGUUUGAACCAAAUAUCAUUAAGGUUUUGGAGCAAUGUGCUUCAAUUAUGUGGGUACAAUAUGUUGGUGGGUCUGCAAAAUUUCCUGGAGUAAGAAUAAAAGGUAUGGAGAUCCGGAGAAAAAGAGAAAUGGGCAGAAAGUUUCGAGAAGCUUCAAAAUUUGACAUAAAGCAUUGGGAACAAUUGAACGAGAGAAGGUAUGCUCUUGAAUUGGGUCGAGAUUUAAUGUCAACUGAGUUAAGAGUUAUUCGUCAAGAUAAAUAUGGGUGGGUUCUUCAUGCUGAGAGCGAAUGGCAGAGUCAUAUCCAGCAACUUAUACAUGAACGAGGAAUCUUUCCUAUUCGCAAUUCUCCUACGGAACUUGAGUGGAAGCUUUGUCCCAUUGAAGGGCCAUACAGAAUGCGUAAGAAACUAGAACGUUGCAAACUAACAGUUGACAUGAUUCAAAAUGUUCUUACUGGAGGUUUUGAACUGGAUGGAGCAAAUAUUGUCAGCAAAAAUGUUGAGAAUUCUCUAGGCACAUCUGAAACUGACUCAGAUUCAUAUUUAAACAUUCUGUAUGAAGGAACUAAUGAAAGAAGUUUUGAUGAAGGAGAUUUUCCUGGGUCCUCGUUCAAAGAUGAUGAUGGGUUCAAAGUUGAAAACCCUGGAUCAGCUCAGCUUGGGUGGAACGAUGAUCAUUGUAGCAGUAUUAAUGAGCCAAGUUUGCACUCUGCCCAGGAGUUUGGUGCCAAGAGCUCCUAUUCGGUUCCAAUGACGGAAAGCACACAUGCUAGAUCUGAUAUAGCUUCCCCAAGGCAGUCAUCCUCCAUGAGAGUUGAUGAUAUGAGAUUUCCAGAGGAUAAGUCAGAGAAGGAAUUGCAUGACAAUGGGGAAUAUCUUAUAAGACCUUUUCUUGAACCAUCUGAAAAAAUACGUUUCAGAUAUAAUUGUGAACGUGUUGUAGGUCUUGACAAGCAUGAUGGCAUAUUCCUCAUAGGUGAUCUCUGCCUCUAUGUAAUUGAAAACUUUUACAUUGAUGACUCAGGGUGCAUAUGUGAAAAAGAAAAUGAAGAUAACCUUUCUGUGAUUGAUCAAGCUUUGGGUGUGAUAAAGGAUGUGCCAGGCAGCAGUGAAUGCCAAGUAAAGUCACCUUCCUGGGGCAUGACAGUUAAAUCGCUGGCAGGUGGAAGAGCCUGGGCAUACAAUGGAGGUGCAUGGGGAAAGGAGAUGGCCUGCAGUAGUGGUAAUCUUCCUCAUCCCUGGCACAUGUGGAAGCUUGAUAGCAUUCAUGAGCUUCUGAAACGUGAAUAUCAAUUGCGUCCUGUUGCUGUUGAGAUAUUUAGCAUGGAUGGAUGUAAUGAUCUUCUUGUUUUCCAUAAAAAGGAGAGGGAAGAAGUCUUCAAAAACUUGGUUGCAAUGAAUCUCCCACGGAACAGCAUGUUGGACACGACAAUUUCCGGGACUUCUAAACAGGACAACAACGAGGGCAGCCGCCUUUUCAAGAUUAUGGCCAAAUCUUUUUCCAAGAGGUGGCAGAAUGGAGAAAUCAGUAAUUUCCAGUACCUGAUGCAUCUCAAUACUCUUGCUGGCCGUGGGUACAGCGAUCUCACUCAAUAUCCAGUUUUCCCAUGGGUUCUUGCGGAUUACGAGAGUGAUAUUCUGGAUUUGACAAAUCCUAGAUCUUUCCGCAAGCUUAAUAAACCAAUGGGAUGCCAAACUGUGGAGGGAGAAGAGGAGUUCAAGAAGAGAUAUGAAAGCUGGGAUGAUCCAGAUGUCCCAAAAUUUCACUAUGGUUCGCACUAUUCUAGUGCUGGGAUUGUUCUUUUCUAUCUUUUGAGACUGCCUCCAUUCAGUACUGAAAACCAAACUCUACAAGGCGGUCAGUUUGACCAUGCUGAUCGGCUAUUCAACAGUGUUAGAGAUACAUGGUUAAGUGCUGCUGGUAAGGGAAACACUUCAGAUGUGAAGGAAUUAAUACCAGAGUUCUUUUACAUGCCGGAGUUUCUAGAAAAUCGAUUUAAUCUUGACUUGGGGGUAAAGCAAUCAGGAGAGCAGGUUGGUGAUGUUGUUCUACCCCCAUGGGCCAAGGGCAGUACCAGAGAGUUCAUAAGGAAACACAGGGAAGCAUUGGAAUCAGAUUAUGUUUCUGAGAAUUUGCAUCACUGGAUAGACCUUAUCUUUGGGUACAAGCAAAGGGGAAAGGCUGCUGAAGAAGCCACCAACGUCUUCUAUCAUUACACAUACGAAGGAAGCGUUGAUAUCGACUCAGUUUCUGAUCCAGCCAUGAAAGCCUCUAUCCUUGCUCAAAUCAACCAUUUCGGCCAAACUCCAAAGCAACUAUUUCUCAAACCCCAUGUCAAACGCCGCACCGACCGGAAAACCCCACCACAUCCCCUCCGCUACUCUGCCCACCUUGUUCCCCAACUUAUCCGUAAGUCCACUUCAUCAAUAUCCCAAAUCGUCACGUUUCACGAAAAAAUCCUUAUCGCCGGAUCAAACACCCUCCUAAAACCUUCAACUUAUACGAAGUACAUAUCAUGGGGAUUCCCUGAUAGGAGUCUUAGAAUUCUAAGUUACGACCAAGAUCGGCUCUUGUCGACUCAUGAAAGCCUUCAUGGUGGAAACCAAAUCCAAUGUACCGGAGUGAGCCAUGACGGUAAGGUUCUUGCUACUGGAGGUGAUGACGGUGUUAUUUCGGUAUGGCAGUUUUCAAAAGAUGGGAUCCGCAGUCAGAGACGGCUUCACUUAGAGCGGGCCCUCUCGGCACACACCGCCAGAAUUACUUGCCUCCAUGUUUGCCAACCCUACUCUUUAAUUGUGACUGGAUCUGAGGACUGCACGGUGAUUCUGUGGGACUUAACGAAUUUGGUCUUUGUAAGGCAGUUGCCUGAGUUUCCGGUGUCAGUGUCGGCCGUGCAUGUUAAUGAACUUACUGGCGAGAUCUUGACGGCUGCUGGAGUUCUUCUAGCGGUUUGGAGCAUUAAUGGAGAUUGCCUGGCAGUAGUAAACACAUCACAACUUCCAUCUGAUCAGAUAUUAUCGGUAGCAAGCACGACAUUUUCAGAUUGGCAGGAGAUAAACUGGUAUGUAACAGGUCACCAGAGUGGAGCGGUGAAGGUAUGGAAUAAGAUGCAUCAUACAGAGGAAACUUUAGCGAGCGUGAGUAGUGGCCAUAGGUCAACAUCUUCGAAUGGUGGGACCGGAGGGCUAAAAUUGGGAGAAAAUUUGCCAGAGUAUCAGCUGGUGCUUCAUAAAGUGCUCAAGUAUCAUAAGCAUCCAGUGACUGCACUGCAUCUAACAGGCGAUCUGAAACAUUUGCUAAGUGGAGAUUCGGCUGGGCACUUGAUUUCUUGGACUUUGCCAGAUGAGAGCUUCAGGUGACAGUGAUUUAUAAGUAUUUGAUUUAUCGAUUACUGAUAUUUUCGGUAUAUAUCUGGGUGCUUGCCGAGAGUUCCUAGUUGCCAACACGCACGGGCUGGCCUAGAAUGACUUGGUUAAAGAAAGGCACGAGCAGUCGGAGAUUGGAUACAUGAAUUAUUGAAAUUGAUGAAGGUGGGGAGAAGAGGUUUUGGUGAGUUUGUUGUACUUUGUUCAUGGUUUACCUGUUUUUGUUGUAAAUAGGUGGUGACCAAAUUGAACUAUAAUUGUAUACCAUGAUUUAUAGAAUGUAAAAGGAAUCGAAAAUUAGAGGGUGAGGGAUUUUGGAACUCUCCCUUUUCUUUGUUUUCCCCCUCCCUUUCUUGUGGUGAGUUGUGAAAGAUGACGGUGUAUCCCUUUAGUUUUGGAUGUUUCUCCGUUUAAUUCUUUUGUAUGGGUGAUUAUUUGCACCCCUUUUUAAUUAUGGUUUAUUUCUGUCACGCC
Messenger RNA from Asparagus officinalis (garden asparagus), 11046 nucleotides. RefSeq names its product protein SPIRRIG. Gene Ontology annotation, molecular function: protein binding. Lineage: Eukaryota; Viridiplantae; Streptophyta; Magnoliopsida; Asparagales; Asparagaceae. The transcript is spliced from 17 exons. The record is from RefSeq and is a predicted model, not a curated record.